AUGGACGCAUCAACAGAGCACGAAGCCUCGUGGCUGUUUGACUCCUCUCUGAGUGAGCGCUAUGCCAAGCGGACAAGAGUGUCGGUAGCUUGCAGUCGCUGCAAGUCACGCAAAAGCAAAUGCGACGGAGCUCAUCCGCAUUGCUCUGCCUGCUUAACAGCCAAUGUUGAGUGUCAGUAUCCUCACUCGUCAAGGCCCCCAAGUAAAACGCAGUAUAUCCGCGCCCUUGAGGAUCGAGUAGUUGAGUUGGAAAAGAAACUUGCACGUCUGACGAAGAACGAGGGAGAUGUGCCGCCACGGGAGAGCGACUCAACCGGCGAUGACGGGUCCCCAAGUCAAUCCCAAGUCAAUGUCCCGGGCAAUGCGGAAGGCGGCGUGAGCUCUCUCGUAUCGCUCAUACGGGAUUUAUCUUGCGAGUCUGGCGGUGUAUAUGUCGGGGCUUCUUCUAAUAUCUCGAUGGGCAGGAUGAUGGCUUCAGUAGUGCGCAAUGGAGGGAAACCAGAGACGAUACGCGAGGUUGAGUGCGGGGAAGAUUUGUCUCCAAGAUCUGUAUUCUGUGUCAACCUCCCAGAUGCGGCUGCCAUAGAUCUGGAAGAUGUCCCUUCGGAAGUCGCAACUCGUUUAUAUCAUGGAUACCUCCAGCACAUCUCGACACGAUGGCCCAUACUCCACACCCCAUUCAUUGCUGAUAUUCAUCAGCACAGGGAUUGCUUGGACCGCCUUGAGGAUAAAAUACUCCUCCACCUUGUCUAUGCCAAUGGUGGAAGGUACCUGGAGACAACCGGAGAAGUUGGCAACUUCUUUCCAGAACGACAUUAUAAUGCAGCUAUUGAGCAUCUCGAAGCGAUAGUGGGAUGGAGGAACCUUCGAACAGUUCAAAUUUUGCUAUUGCUUGGAAUCUAUUCACUGAGAGCUCCAAAGGUCCCCGGGGCCUGGAACUACGUUGGAUUGGCUAUGAGAACAUGUGUUGAAUUAGGCAUGCAUCGAAGAAAAUCGUUCUCCUAUCCCACACUUGAGGAUGAGCUCUCCAACAGAGUCUUCUGGUCCGGCUAUAUGCUUGACCGCCAAAUUUCCUUGGCUCUUGGACGGCCAUUUGCGCUUCCCGAUCACGAUAUCGAUGCCAUGAUGCCCAUGAACGUUGAUGAGGAGGCAACGAGCCUCGACGUCAACAACAAUACGUUACCAAAAUCAUCUUCACUGGCCUGCUUCAGGCAAACUAUCAAAAUAAGACAGAUCGAGUCUCGAAUCAAGGACACCAUAUAUCGUCUAGAUCGAAGCACAGACGAUAUCUCAGAUGCUACCAUCUCUCGGUUCCAAAUGGACCUAGAAAACUGGAAGGACGAAAUCCCUCCACCGAAUCAUGUUCCAGCUGAUCUUGGACCACGGCCAUAUGAUGGUUACGAUUAUUACAUGCAUUUCUAUUACAACUGUCUGCGGCAGUUAUAUUUUCCAAUCGUACUUUCGCAACGAUCCCGAUACGUCAAAGAAUGUGCCAAGGCAUGCAUUGGAGUCUGUGAAACUUUCAAGAAACUUCAUCGCAACUCAGUAGUUGGGUACUCACUCUGGGCUCUACAAACAGUCUUCUUAGCCGGACUCACCCUGAUAUAUACGAUCUGGAUUAAUCCUGGAGAACUCUAUUCGCAACGGGCCAUCGGCGCACUGAACGAUUGCAAUGUGAUCUUAUACAUCAUCGUCGAGAGGUGGCCAAUGGCGAAGAAGUAUCGUGAUGCUUUUGAGGAAAUUAAGGAUAGCGUUGCUGUGCUUGUAGCAGACGGAAAACAAGAGCAACGACCGAUCCUUCCAAGAAACUCAAAUGCAAUCGCUCGGGAAGUGCUGGCUGAAGAAUCGGGCUUCCACGACUACGGACAAAUGAUCCUUGACAUGACACAACAGACACCACCUGAGAGUCAAGGAACUACUGUUGAGAACGGUGGUAUCCCUGUUCACUCCAGCUUCACUCCGGAUAUCGGUCAAAUGCCUAGCAACCAUGCAGUAUUUCACUUUGAUGAUGAGAUUCUCUUCGACAUUCCCACUGGAAUGGACGACUUCGGUAACAGCAUGUACAUGCCCCAAAACACUUGA
Molecule: messenger RNA, 2082 nt
Organism: Neoarthrinium moseri
Lineage: Eukaryota; Fungi; Ascomycota; Sordariomycetes; Amphisphaeriales; Apiosporaceae
Exons: 5
Coding region: 1-2082 (693 amino acids)
Biological process (GO): DNA-templated transcription; positive regulation of transcription by RNA polymerase II
Molecular function (GO): zinc ion binding; sequence-specific DNA binding; DNA-binding transcription factor activity, RNA polymerase II-specific
Source: RefSeq, a predicted model, not a curated record